Messenger RNA from Ipomoea nil (Japanese morning glory), 1681 nucleotides. RefSeq lists its product as uncharacterized. Lineage: Eukaryota; Viridiplantae; Streptophyta; Magnoliopsida; Solanales; Convolvulaceae. The record is from RefSeq and is a predicted model, not a curated record. The transcript is spliced from 2 exons. Bases 25 to 1665 code for a protein of 546 amino acids.
UUACAUAGUAAAGAGUUUUUAAAAAUGGGUUCAAAAGUUGUCCUCUGCCUAUCUUUGGCCGUGUUUCUACUGAUAGCUUCUGAGGUUAUGGCGAAGGAAUUGAACGAGAGUACUGCUGAAACAGCGACGAAAGCUGAGAAAGAAAAUGGGGUUGCCAGAGAUGACAAGAACUAUGGUGGAGGAAGAUAUGGCCGCAGAGGACUGGGAAGUAGGGGAUAUGGCGACGGAGGAGAUGAUGGUGGCAAAAAUGAUGAUGGAAGACGUGAAGAUGGCAAAAAUGAUGAUGGAAGACGUGAAGAUGGCAAAAAUGACCACAAAGGUCAUGAUGGUGACAAAAAUGACCAUGGAAGACGUAAAGAUGACAAAAAUGACCACAAAGGCCAUGAUGAUGAUAAAAAUGACCAUGGAAGACGUAAAGAUGGUAAAAAUGACCACAAAGGCCAUGAUGAUGACAAAAAUGACCAUGGAAGACGUGACGAUGGCAAAAAUGACCACAAAGGCCAUGAUGGUGACAAAAAUGACCAUGAAAGACGUGACGAUGGCAAAAAUGACCACAAAGGCCAUGAUGGUGACAAAAAUGACCAUGGAAGACGUCAAGAUUGCAAAAAUGACCACAAAGGUCAUGAUGGUUACAAAAAUGACCAUGGAAGACGUGAAGAUGGCAAAAAUGACCACAAAGGCCGUGAUGGUCACAAAGAUGACCAAGGAAGAUGUGAAGGUAAAAAUGGCCACAGAGGCCAUGAUGGUGACAAAAAUGACCAUGAAGGACGUGAAGAUGGCAAAAACGACCACAAAGGCCGUGAUGGUAAAAAAGAUGACCAAGGAAGAUGUGAAGAUGGCAAAAAUGGCCACAGAGGCCAUGAUGGUGACAAAAAUGAUCAUGGAAGGCGUGAAGAUGACAAAAAUGGCCACAAUGGUCAUGAUGGUGAUAGAAAUGACUAUGGAAGACGUGAAAAUAACAAAAAUGACCACAAAGGUCGUGAUGGUGACAAACAUGACCACGGAAAACAGGGAAGUCGUGACGAUGGCAAUGAUGGUGACAAAAAUGACCAUGAAAGACGUGACGAUGGCAAAAAUGACCACAAAGGCCAUGAUGGUGACAAAAAUGACCAUGGAAGACGUCAAGAUUGCAAAAAUGACCACAAAGGUCAUGAUGGUUACAAAAAUGACCAUGGAAGACGUGAAGAUGGCAAAAAUGACCACAAAGGCCGUGAUGGUCACAAAGAUGACCAAGGAAGAUGUGAAGGUAAAAAUGGCCACAGAGGCCAUGAUGGUGACAAAAAUGACCAUGAAGGACGUGAAGAUGGCAAAAACGACCACAAAGGCCGUGAUGGUAAAAAAGAUGACCAAGGAAGAUGUGAAGAUGGCAAAAAUGGCCACAGAGGCCAUGAUGGUGACAAAAAUGAUCAUGGAAGGCGUGAAGAUGACAAAAAUGGCCACAAUGGUCAUGAUGGUGAUAGAAAUGACUAUGGAAGACGUGAAAAUAACAAAAAUGACCACAAAGGUCGUGAUGGUGACAAACAUGACCACGGAAAACAGGGAAGUCGACAUGACAAUGGUGGGUAUAGCAACGGUGGACGCGGCGAUGGCAACUAUGGGCAGGGUGGAGAUUGCAAGAACGGCUGCCCAUACAAGGGGGAGAGCGUGGAUGCAACAAAGCCUUAAUUAAGCCUCACCACUA